Molecule: messenger RNA, 965 nt
Organism: Gastrolobium bilobum
Lineage: Eukaryota; Viridiplantae; Streptophyta; Magnoliopsida; Fabales; Fabaceae
Product: protein yippee-like At5g53940
Exons: 5
Coding region: 473-940 (155 amino acids)
Cellular component (GO): ubiquitin ligase complex
Source: RefSeq, a predicted model, not a curated record
GGUCUUAUAGAUGCAAGUUCUGCAGAACUCACUUGGCUCUUGCAGAUGACCUCAUCUCUCGGGCAUUUCAUUCGCGGAGGGGAAAAGCAUACCUAUUCAAUAAUACAAUAGGGUUGCUGAAAGAAAAAAUCGUCACCUUCUUGAAGUGGCUCGUGCAUUAAUGUUUCAGACACAUGUACCCAAAUACUACUGGGGAGAUGCCAUUCUUGCUGCAGCAUUCUUGAUCAACCGUUUAUCCACUCGGGUACUUGACCAUGUAAGUCCUAUUCACUCUAUAACUUUUUUUUUCCCUUCUAUUCCAACUUUGAGUCUUCCUCCAUGAGUGUUUGGGUGUGUUGCUUUCGUUCAUGUUCAUAAACACCAUCGCAGUAAGUUGGACCCUAGGGCUAUUAAAUGUGUCUUCCUUGGUUAUGUUCCUGAUAAGAAGGGCUACAAGUGCUAUCACCCUGGUAGUCGGAAAUUUUUUGUUUCUAUGGAUGUUACAUUUCAGGAAUCUGAGUCCUUUUUCCAAGGUCCUUAUCUUCAGGGGGAGAAUAAUUCAUCAGAAAACUCAUCACCUUCCUUCUUUGAGUUUGAAUCUUUAGUGUCUACUCCUUUACCUGUGUCAGUGUCUCCUCCUCUUGUUCCUGUUCCUUCUAUGUCUGAUCCUUCUAUGACUGAUCCUCCUGUGACUGAUACAUCAAAAAGUGAUCCUCCGUUGAUUGAUUCUUCUGUGACUGAUACAUCAAGUACACCAGAAAUACGAAAGAUUGUGACACCUGAGUUGGUAUAUCAAAGAAGGAAACAGCCCACAUUGACUCACCAGCAACCUCAAUCGUCUGAACCACUGGGUGAACAUCACAAUUGGUGCACCAGAAGAAAGGGUGAUGCUUUCAGGAUUGCAUACUGUGGCAGAUAUCUUUUGCUGUUGCUGUGGUCAAAUAAUUGGCUGGAAAUAUGAGUCUGCGCAUGAUAAGAGCCAAAAG